AUGUCUUCCUACAGACAGAUGCUCAGCUCCCGCUGCCUCGCGCCCUGCGAAGUCACCUGCCCCCAGCCAGUGGCAAACGCCUGGAACCAGCCCUGUGUCACCUCCUGUGGGGAUUCCAGAGCUGUGAUCUACCCACCCCCUGUGGUCAUGACCUUCCCAGGCCCCAUCCUCAGCUCCUGCCCUCAGGAGAGCAUCGUGGGCAGCUCAGCACCAUCCAGCACUGGGAGCUCAUUUGGCUCCGUGAGCUCUCUGGGGCAGUGUGGGCCCUACAGCUCUAGGAGCUUCUACAAUUAUGGGAGGUCAUAUUCUUCCUAUGGAUCUGGUGGUUAUGGGUUUGGGAGCUGCAGACCAUGUUAA
Messenger RNA from Acanthisitta chloris (rifleman), 357 nucleotides. Its product is annotated as feather keratin 4-like. NCBI's taxonomy places the organism in Eukaryota, Metazoa, Chordata, Aves, Passeriformes, Acanthisittidae. Bases 1 to 357 code for a protein of 118 amino acids. Gene Ontology annotation, molecular function: structural constituent of cytoskeleton. Gene Ontology annotation, cellular component: intermediate filament. The transcript has a single exon. The record is from RefSeq and is a predicted model, not a curated record.